ACUAAUCGUUAAAUAAUGAACUAAAGUCUCCUACGAACAGAACAUUUAUUCAGUACAUUUAUUCAGUCAAUGCAGUUCACAUCACUAGUGUUAAAUAACAAGUAACCAGCUUGUCGAAGCUUGUUAUGAGAUUUAUUUAUAAACUGCGUAAAUUAAGUGGAAAAAAUGCGAUCAUAAACUGUCCAAAUGUUAAAAUAUAAGUGAAAAAAUGAUAACAUUCGGCGCUGCAAACACCACGGCUUUGGAAGAUACGGGGGAAGUGAGAAGCAUUUGCGAAAGUAUCUGCAGUGAUGGCUCUAAUGCUACUGUACAGCCUGGUAACUCCAAUCAGCGACCCCGUAUGGACAUUGCAUGUGUUUUGGAUAUCACCCAAUCAACAAACCUAUCGCACAGAAAAAGGGCUUUGGAGGAAGUGCGAAUGGCUUCAGAAUUAGUCAAUGCAAAUCUCCAUUAUAUUACGUAUGAAAAGCUGGACUUUGGCGAGACAACUGUGCUGGACACAUUUUACAAUGCAGAUGUGGCAAUUGUUGAUUUAAGUGUACAAGUACAACAGAUUACAUUGUUAUACCAUCUCGGUGUGAGAGAGAGUUUUGAUAUGAAGCAUAAUGUAUUACUGUUUAAUGACAUUGAUCCUGAUUCCACAUUACGUCUUAAGAUAUCUCUUCCUAAUUUCCUGUUUAUCUCAUACAAACUCUCAGAUAUGAACACAUGUGUUGUUACGAAUCCGGCAGCUACAAAAUUUAAGGGGGAAGAGUCACCCGAUCCCAAACAGCACCUCACUUUGCGUCUCAAGAAUAUACUGCAAGAUGUUGAAAUUCAGACUAAAGCCCAUUUACAAGAAAAAUUCCUGUCAGAUUUACGGAAAGCGCGCGAAACUUACAGUGGCCCAGAAUUGGCGAAUGUAUUGCACGCAAUGCGCCGUCGACUCGACGAUCCAGCUGUACUAUCGGGCGACACUAUAUUGAACAUGCUCAUAUCUUUCCGAGAGAUACAAGACUAUGACGCAAUAGUGCAGAUUGUGGACGAUUUAAAAACAAUUAUAAGUGGCAAGAAUUAUGUUAAAAUGCCAAUUAUAAGAUUUAUGUACGCGUUCGCUAUGAAUAGGCGGAACAAAGAAGGUGAUAGAGAAAACGCAUUGAAAGUAUGUGUCCAAGCGUUGGAGAAAAAGGAAAAUCGUUUCCCGGACAUGUUAUGUUUGUGUGGUCGUAUAUAUAAGGACAAAUUCGUUGAAUCUCAACAUACGGAUAUGGAGAGCUUGAAGAACGCUAUCCAUUGGUAUAGACAAGGUUUUGACAUACAGAGAAACGAGUAUGCAGGAAUAAAUUUAGCCACGUUAUUGGUAAUCGCGGGGAAUGACUUCAAGAAUUCACAAGAGUUGCAACAGAUAGCUAUGGUCCUAAAUCAUCUAAUAGGAAGAAAGGGAAGUCUUUCAUCAUUAAAGGAGUACUGGGAUGUAGCGACAUUCUUCGAGAUCUCUGUGCUUGCACAAGACUAUGUAAAAGCAACACAAGCGGCCGAGUGUAUGUUUAAACUGAAACCACCUAAUUGGUACCUGAAGUCCACUGUUGGAAAUAUCGAGUUGAUUGAUAGAUUUAGGAAAAAGAGCGAAGAAACAACACCUGAGCAGCAAGUAUUUGAAUUUUGGAUGGAGUAUUUCGUGGAAGCCACGAAAACAACGUGCGAAAAUGUGAUAAGAUUUCCAGUUCUUAUAUUAGAAACAACAAAAGAAUAUAUGCCGUCGUAUGUGAAUGUGAAUAUGGGUGCAGAACAGAAGUCAGUGGAGAUAUUCAACCUUUGUAUGGCUUCCAUGCGUGGCGAGUGUCGACAGGUGCACCGGUGGCUCUUUACUUCCGACAUGAUAAGAAGUUACAGUUUAUACAAACGUGACGAGCGCUGCCUUUUCCUCUACGUGAGUGAGAAUUCAGAUGACUUCCAAAUAUUCUUGCCAUCUGAAGUGUACCGGCAACAUUUGCAUGAUCUGUUGGGCGAAUUAACGGCGGAUCAUGAGAAAGUGACGGAUUUAGACACCAGUGUCAUGCAGGAACAGUUGAAGUACGAGUACGAAUUAGAUGAUUGCAACAAGCGCGUAGUACUAGGCAAGGGUACAUACGGCGUGGUAUAUGCAGCGCGCGACCUCCGCACCCAAGUCCGUAUCGCCGUUAAAGAGAUCCCGGAGAAGAACCUCGGCGAUGUGCAGCCGUUGCACGAAGAGAUCUUGCUGCACUCGCAGCUGCGGCACAGAAACAUCGUACAGUAUCUCGGUUCAAUAUCAGAAGACAACUAUUUCAAAAUAUUCAUGGAACAAGUACCUGGAGGUUCAUUGUCAGCCUUAUUAAAAUCGAAGUGGGGACCACUAAAGGAAAACGAAGCGACUAUAGCUUAUUAUACUAAACAAAUUCUGGAAGGUCUAAAAUACCUCCACGAUCAGAAAAUAGUGCAUCGAGAUAUAAAAGGAGAUAAUGUAUUAGUGAAUACAUACAGCGGAGUCGUGAAGAUAUCAGAUUUCGGCACAUCGAAACGAUUGGCCGGCUUGUGCCCCUCGACGGAAACAUUCGCUGGAACUUUACAGUACAUGGCGCCUGAAGUUAUUGAUAAGGGCCAAAGAGGAUACGGCGCGCCUGCGGACAUUUGGUCUCUUGGAUGUACAGUUGUAGAAAUGGCGACAGGAAACCCACCGUUCAUGGAAUUAGGUUCACCGCAGGCAGCUGUAUUUAAGGUGGGUUAUUACAAGAUGCAUCCCGAAAUACCCAGUGAAUUGUCACAGAAAGCUAAAAGCUUUAUACUUCGUUGCUUCAUCUCGGAUCCGGAAAAACGCGCCACCGCUGCUGAUUUGUUAGAAGACCCCUUCCUUUGCGAGAAAAAGAAAAACACUGGCCGGUUAGGCAACAGUAUAGAUUACAAUCGCAGUAUCUCAGUACCGGCCGACAAGGCUAAACAAACUGUAUCCCAGAAGAAGAUCUCGGAGCCUUGCAUUCAAGGCACGCUGCCCAGUUCGCCGGAAAUCGAGGUGAAAACGAUCCGGUCUAAUCCGACAAUCACUAGGACGGCUUCGUCGAUGCUAUCACCGAUAUUGAUAUACCCACCGGACUUGUCCAAUAGCAGCACGAUGCCCAAUACGCCAUCUACCGAUGAUAUGGAGAGCGGCGACACAUUGCUAAAUAGGCGGAGUUCAUCCGGAGGCCUUUUAUCUCCUGAGGUUGAUUUGAUAAAUGCGGGACGGUCGUCUAUCGAGAUGGAAGAGGACGGAUUUUAUCUACUGAAGAAGGAUUCGCAACGGCGUAUCACUCUCUCACGUGUGUUAGAGCAGGACAGCGAAAAGGUCUGCUCAAAGUGGAUGCACAGCAUACAACAGGAUUUCGGAAAUACCGUCUUGACAAUGGAUCACCUGACAAAAUUACAUUGCGCUCUCAAAGACUAUAUUUCGCAACAAAACAGACAGGUCAUAGAACAAGCUGUAACCACAUUGAAGGAGGAGUUAGACUUCGACUCUAACGCCAUUAACGAGCUACAUUCAGCCAUUUAUAUGUUCCAAGAGGCUGCAAACGCUGUACUUAGGAUGCAUAGUAUAAAACCCCACUGGAUGUUCGCGUUGGACAAUUUAGUGCGGAAUGCGGUACAAGCUGCAAUUACCGUACUGUCACCAGAGUUGGGCGCAAACCUUGCGGGCGAGUCGCGACGCGGCGGCGGCGGCGCGGCUGAAGCGGCCACUUCCUCAGCACUCUCCACGGCCACCUCCGCCAGGGACCAUCAGCUGCACCAGCUACGGCAAGAAAAUCAUAAAUUGCACCAAGAGCUACUGGACAGCUAUCAGCAACAUCAGUCGUUACUUCGCCAAAUGUUAGAAGAACAGAAGAUGCAGACACAAAUUAUUAGGGAACUGGCGAAUGGAAGACAGAAUAUACGUACUCCAGAAAUAACAGAAGUGAAUGAAGAACAUCUGGCGUCAAUUCGAGAAUGGACUUCAACCCGCGGGGUACCUGAAUCCGCGGCUCGCGCUCUCGCGGCGCACGAAUAUUCACUUCCGGACUUAUUGCAACACGCCCAGCGGGAGGACAUCGCUAGGUUGAAUCUCAAGGGCGGUGUAGAAUUACGUCUAUGGCGGGCGAUACUCGAGCAUCGGCUUCAAUCGAACGCGAACCAUCUCCGUCGUACGAGCAGCACUGAGACCGACAUGGACACCAAUUCGAUAGUUGUCGUAGAAUGCCAGCGAUGUAAGUCAACCAACCGAACAGCUUCCAACUCUUCAUGUUCAAACAAUCCUACGAUCGUAAUUAGGGAUCAAGUGAAUGGAGACGGCGCAGCGGAAUACCUCGCGGAAGGGGUCGAGAACCCUUGACUAUUGCGUGGGUGGUGCACUCUGCAAUAAAGGCCAAUGGUUAUAAAGACACUUAUGACCAGUGUUUUAGUCUUUCUUUAUUCGUAUUUUGUAUGAUAUUUUGAUGAUCGUAUUAAUUUUUGGUCCAUUUGUGACCGUUAGUUACCAUAUACAAGAUUUUGUUUUAGUCGAAACAUCACAAAACUUAGUAUAAUUAUUUAUAAUUAAAAAAAAAAAAAACACAUAUUUAUCCACCAAUAAGUAUUAUAUCAAUGAUAGUGCAAGUAUGCAUGAAUUAAAAACUAUUAUAAUCGUAAAAGGUUUAUUACGGUAAUAUCUCUGAGUCUAAAAUUGUUUCAAAUUCAGUUAGAAUUCGUCCCCCAUGGUUUUCGUCAUUACCUACUACGUCAUGAUGGAAAGAAUCGUUUAAUAGAACAUGUUUCUAUUUAUAUAUAUUAUGCUUUAUCUCUGGUGAGGGAAGUUGACCAUUAUUUUUUACCACUAGAAAGCAGAAUCACUGCUGCAAGCUUGAAAAAGAGCAAGACAACGCGGCGUCCUGUGUCUCGUUAUUCUAAUACAAAUAGUAGACUAAUUCUGUUUUCUGCGUAUAUAAGAAUAAAUUUAUUAUAAUAACUAGCAAUAUGCCGCGGCUUUACUCGCGUGAAUCAGUAUAUAAAGUACCCUAUAUGCUUUUUAUAGCAUUUUUUAUGUAAUUCUUUAGAUUGUUAUAACUUUUUAUAUUUAUGAACCGAUUGAAAUAAAACAAACACUAAAUAUUAAGUGGAGCAAACCGCAACGCAUUAGUGAAAACAGCAUUUAAAUCGGUUAAUCCGUUUCUGAGAUUAGCAUGCACAAACAUACAGACAAACAGACAACAAUUUUAAAAAUCAUUGUUUUGGGUUCUUUUGCGUUCAUAAAGCUCCUCUAUAAUAGUUUUUCUUAUAUAUCUUCCGACCAGUUACGAUUUUAUUCUUUCUUUAUUCUAUAUUGUACACAAAAUAUAAUGUUAACCACAUUUCAUUUGAAACAUAAUGUACAAAGGCGAGCUUAUUUCUAAUAAGAGAUUUCUUCCACCAAAACCUUUUCAUGUAAAUUGUACGAUUUUAUUAUAUGUAUUGAUUAAGAUUUAAGGUCAAUAAUAACUGUAUCUUCUCGAAACACUGCUUCACCAGAUGUAUAUAUUGUUGUGAUAUCUCUGAAUACAUAACAGUUCAUUUGGCAGAUAUUAUAAAAUUUAUAAAAUAGAUUAUUAUUUACCAAAGGAUAUGCCUUAUGACGUUUCCUAUUAGUUUAUCAUGGGGUAAGCAGAAGUACAAUUUAUUGUCUAAUAUUGUUAUAUCUAUAAAAAAAGAAACAAUAUAGUAUACACGCACACAGAUAUGGAAACAGUUUAUAUAUAUAAACUGUUUAGUCUAAAGAGAAUAGAAAGAGUAUUACCAAACAAAAAGAAAAUAUUUUAUAAAUGGAGAGUUUAUAUUUUAGUAUAAAGUUCUAUAAAUAAAUAUUAAUAUACGAAAAUCAACCUUAUCCCCCUUUUAUGACAUCACAAUAUCUCUUUUAAUGAUCUGACUUUUAGAUUAGAACUUGACUAAACACUGGAGUCAAAAUCUCUAUAAUCAUGAAAUGUAAGCAAUUAUAUUUAAUAGCAAUAUCAUACUUAUAAACUAGUGUGAAGACGCACAUUAGACCUAUCAUAAAACUAAGGCAUUGUCGGAAUCGGUCGCAAAGAAACAUAAAUUCUUUAAUAAUAUAAAAUAAGGUAUAAAAUCCAGUGCGAUCGGUUCUGACAAUGUUCAACACAAGAGAGAUACGUAAUACUUAUUGUUAAUUAAUUAGGUGUUAUUCGUAACGAUUUUUGGUUGUUUAAUAAAUUUAUAACAAUAUUUAGGUGCUGUUAACUCCGUGUUUGAUAGUAAUAAAUCAGUGUUGCUUUUGUAGUUGCUAUAAAUAAUUGCCUGAGGCCUUGAGUGUAUCACCCAAAGAAUAAUAAAUUAUAGUUGAUGCUGCACUUAGUGACCAAAUUUCCAAAGUGAAACGUGACAUUCUUUUUGUUUCAAUUUGUCUAUGGUCUUAAAAAAAAAAAAGAAACUGUAUUCAAUAAUUGCCUAUCAGAGUAACUGAAGUAUUAUUAUAUUAAAAUUAUUAAAUUUUGUUUUGGUAUUUUUACUUGUACUUGUUAAUUCAGAAGUUGCUUUGUUACUCAAUGCUUAUGUUUAAUGAGAUUUAGUUUCUAUGUGCAACAGAAGCUUAUGUUAUUUAAUAAUAAUUUAGUUGUAAGCUAUAUUGCAAAUAUGUUGAAGUGUCUUUGGGUGUGUUCGUUUAUUAUUUUACAUUAUUUUGUAAAUAUUACGUAAUUUUUAUAUUUAUCAUUAUUAAUAUUUUGGGCCAACCACUGACAAAUAGGGGCAAAUAACCUUUGAUUCUCUAUGGAUCUUAAAAUUAUUGUUUUUUAAAAAAAGACAGUGAAAUAUUCAUCUCUAUGUUCAUAGAACUACUGAGAUGAAAUCUUACUUAUUCCAUCAUAGUGUUGUUCAGUGGCGUACCUCCUAUUUUAUAUGUUCAACAGAAAUGUUGGAUUUUUUUAGUCAUAGACUACACAUCACAUUUUUGUAAAUAAUAAACUUAUUAAAAAUAUGUCUACUAAAUUAUUUCUUUAUAGUGCUUAUAAUUAUAUAAUAAUUACUGAUAAUUUUAACUGUGACUGCAAGUUUUCUUACAUUUACAUGAGUCAUUAAAUAUUAGCAGUCUUUUAAGAGAGUGUUCUAUUAAUAUUUUUUUUAAGAAAUAUGGGCACGACUUUAAAUAUGAUCGGCUGGACCGAUUUGGAUAUUUUUUCAAUUUUUGUAAUAGCCAAUUAAGGUAAAAAAAAUAUUACUUGAAUAGAAAGGGAACAUCUGUCGAGUCAGCUACUUUAGUAUACAGUAAUUAUCAAAAUUACAGUGAUAUUUUUUAAUAAUGAUUAUAUAUUUUUUUACCUUAUGAUUUUUUUUUGUAGCUUAUCUUACGUUCUAACCUGUCAAAGGCUAUAUAUAUGGUUUAAGGUUGUUCACCUCUGAUAUUCUCAUGAUUGGCCCUGACUUUAUACAUUAAUUUAUUAGUUACUAGUCUUUGUAAAUAUUUUUUUUUUAAUAUAACGAACGGCAUAAUAUAUACUGAGCAAUAAAGAUAAUUUUGUCAAUUAAAAUGAAACAGUCUUGUAAUGGUGCUUAUCGAUAAUGUGCCUUUGCUAUGGCUUCCCACUCUUCAUGGGUACCAGUGACAUUUUUUACAUGAAGUAUCUAUAUGCAUAACCUCAGAUUACAAUAAUUAUAAUAUGCCAUAUAAAGAUUAUAGUAGCAUAUAGAGUGUUCUAUAUAUUAUAAUCCAUAAUAAUAAAUGCAAUCCAUAAUAAUAAAUAAACAUGCACACACACUUAUAGUAAAGUUGCAUCUACAUUGUAACUGCUGUACCCCUUGUAAUAUUUGAUUCUUUUUCUAGGCGUGGGGUGUAACGUGAUGUUCGUGAAAUGUAUUUUAACUACCUAUUUUUAUAAUUUUUUAAUAUAUCUAUAUUAACUAUAUUUUUUUUUAAAUAUCAAAGAUAAAUCUUUGUUAAUUUUUUAAGUAAAAUUUUUUCAAUACUUUGUCUUACAAUGUAGAUGUGAUGUAAAAAUAAGUCAUUGUUUAUGGUAUAUAACGAAAUUUAAACAGAGAUACUUAAAAAUAAGUACCAUAGAUAAAGAAUAUAUAUACAUAUAAAUGAGGACUAAAGUCGCCAUAGGGGCAUGAUAAUAAUAAAUAAUAUUCCUUAUUAUCCAUUUCAAAUUAUAAAUUCUUUAAAAUAAAUAACUAAUAAAUCUUUUAUUACAGCUGUAUUUAUUUACAUACAUAAUGUAUUCAAAUAAUCUAAAGCGAAUUUUAAUUGGUAAACCAGAAUUAUCGUUUAAAUAAUAUGAUUUUAGUACAUAAUGUUUUAAAAUAUUAUGUCACACUUACAAGUUGUGGAAUAUUAUACAUUAUAUACAUAUCUUAAUUAUUAUAUAAUCAUAUACUUAUUUUACAAAUUUUAUUAUUAAUAGUGCCAUAGAACUUUAUUUCUUGAUUGUAGAUAAUAAUAUCUUUUUACAUUUUUAUUUACGCUUAUAUUAUAAUUGUAUUAACAAUGAAUCCUUUUCUGAA
This is a messenger RNA of Galleria mellonella (greater wax moth), 8472 nucleotides long. RefSeq names its product mitogen-activated protein kinase kinase kinase 15 (gene Ask1). The record is from RefSeq and is a predicted model, not a curated record. Bases 209 to 4336 code for a protein of 1375 amino acids. The transcript is spliced from 25 exons. Lineage: Eukaryota; Metazoa; Arthropoda; Insecta; Lepidoptera; Pyralidae. Gene Ontology annotation, molecular function: ATP binding; protein kinase activity. Gene Ontology annotation, biological process: protein phosphorylation; MAPK cascade.